CGCACCCCUCAGCCCCUACACUCUGCCUUUCCCUUGCGCUGAUUGUCACACAUUGUUUACUACGGCUUGAAAUGUGACUCACAACAGAGACUUUCUUCUGGAGUACCGCUCUGACAACCGAGGGAUUCUUUUGACGCGCACCGUGCGUCUUGGUUAUUUGGGGACAGGCUGUGGAGACUACCCUUCUGCCAUGACAGUGGAUUUGUUAGCGCUUAUAUGCGUGCUGGUCACCACAUCCUCUGCAAUGGAAGAGACUUUGAUGGACACUCGGGUGGCCACAGCAGAACUGGGCUGGACAGCAUACCCUAACUCUGGGUGGGAGGAAGUGAGUGGCUAUGAUGAAAACCUCAACACCAUCAGGACCUACCAGGUGUGCAAUGUCUUCGAGCCCAGUCAAAAUAACUGGCUUCUCACCACCUUCAUUGAUCGCCGUGGAGCACAACGUAUCUAUGUAGAAAUACGAUUCACUGUGCGCGACUGCAGCUCCAUUCCAAACGUCCCCGGUUCCUGCAAGGAGACGUUUAAUCUGUACUACUAUGAAACAGAUGCUGUCAUUGCCACUAAAGGCACAGCCUUCUGGAUGGAGGCCCCUUACCUCAAGGUGGACACCAUUGCUGCAGACGAGAGCUUCUCACAGGUGGACUUUGGUGGGCGUCUGAUGAAGGUCAACACAGAGGUGCGCAGCUUUGGUCCGCUGUCCAAAAAUGGCUUCUACUUGGCAUUUCAGGACUAUGGGGCCUGCAUGUCUCUGCUGUCAGUCAGGGUGUUUUAUAAGAAGUGUCCAAGUGUGGUUCAGAACUUUGCAAUCUUUCCAGAGACCUUGACAGGGGCUGAAAGCACCUCUCUUGUCAUUGCAAGAGGGACAUGCAUCCCCAAUUCAGAGGAGGUGGAUGUCCCUAUAAAGCUCUACUGCAACGGAGACGGAGAGUGGAUGGUUCCUAUUGGAAGCUGCACAUGCAAAGCUGGGUUUGAGCCUGACAAUGGCAACGUCUGCCGAGCAUGUCCACCAGGCACCUUCAAGUCAACUCAAGGUGCAGGUCUUUGUCUGCAGUGUCCUUCCAACAGCCGUUCUACAUCUGAGGCAGCCACUGUCUGCGUGUGCCGAAAUGGCUACUACCGUGGGGAUGCUGAUCAGCCAGAUGAACCCUGCACCAGUGUUCCAUCCAGCCCAAGAAAUGUGAUCUCCAUUGUGAACGAGACCUCAGUGAUCCUGGAGUGGCAUGCUCCCAGGGAGACGGGUGGUCGAGACGAUGUUGUCUACAACAUAGUGUGCAAGAAGUGCCGAGCCGACAGACGUACCUGCUCCCACUGUGAUGAUAAUGUGGAUUUUGUUCCUCGACAGCUGGGUCUGACUGAGACCAGGGUCUUCAUCAGCAACCUGUGGGCUCACACCCUCUACAGCUUUGAGAUACAGGCUGUUAACGGUGUCAGCAAUAAGAGCCCAUACCCAGCACAGCAUGUUACCAUAAACAUCACCACCAACCAGGCUGCUCCAUCAAUAGUUCCCAUCAUGCACCAAAUCAGCUCCAGCAUGAACAGCUUCACACUAUCAUGGCCUCAACCAGAACAGCCCAAUGGGAUCAUCCUUGACUAUGAGCUGCGCUACUAUGAGAAGGACCAUGCUGAGAUCAACUCAACCAUCCUGCGCAGCCAAACUAAUACAGCACGUGUGGAGGCCCUCAGGCCGGGUACGGUCUACGUGGUACAGGUGCGGGCACGGACUGUGGCUGGCUUUGGCAAGUACAGCAGCAAGAUGUGCUUCCAAACCCUCACAGAUGAUGACUUUAAGUCUGAGCUGAGGGAACAGCUUCCUCUGAUUGCGGGGUCAGCAGCAGCCGGAGUGGUCUUCAUUGUUUCCCUUAUUGCCAUCUCAAUUGUAUGCAGCAGGAAAAGAGCAUACACCAAGGAGGCUGUGUACAGUGACAAGCUGCAACAUUACAGCACAGGAAGAGAACUCUCUUUGCGAGCCGACAUGUCUAACUGCCCCUCCCCACUGGGCUGCCCGACCCACUUCUCAGGCUCUCCGGGAAUGAAAAUCUACAUUGACCCCUUCACCUACGAGGACCCCAAUGAAGCAGUGCGAGAAUUUGCCAAGGAAAUCGACGUCUCCACCGUCAAGAUAGAGGAGGUCAUUGGUGCAGGUGAAUUUGGAGAAGUAUAUAAGGGCCGUUUGAAGCUUCCAGGUAAGAGGGAGAUCUAUGUCGCCAUCAAGACCCUGAAGGCUGGCUAUGUGGAGAAACAGAGGCGAGACUUCCUGUCUGAGGCAUCAAUCAUGGGCCAGUUUGACCAUCCAAACAUAAUACGUCUGGAGGGUGUAGUCACAAAGAGCCGUCCAGUCAUGAUCCUGACAGAGUUUAUGGAGAAUGGUGCCCUUGACUCUUUCCUCAGGCAAAACGAUGGGCAGUUCACAGUGAUCCAGUUGGUGGGUAUGAUGCGUGGGAUCUCAGCAGGGAUGAAAUAUCUCUCUGAAAUGAAUUACGUUCAUCGUGACCUGGCAGCUCGAAACAUUCUAGUCAACAGCAACUUGGUGUGUAAAGUAUCGGACUUUGGCCUGUCGCGCUACCUACAGGAUGACACAUCUGAUCCCAGCUACACCAGCUCUCUGGGUGGGAAAAUACCGGUGAGGUGGACCGCACCAGAAGCCAUCGCUUACAGAAAGUUCACCUCAGCGAGUGACGUGUGGAGCUACGGCAUCGUAAUGUGGGAGGUGAUGUCAUUUGGAGAGAGGCCUUACUGGGACAUGUCUAACCAGGAUGUGAUCAAUGCUAUUGAACAGGACUACCGUUUGCCACCACCCAUGGACUGCCCCAGUGCCUUGCACCAGUUGAUGUUGGACUGCUGGCAGAAAGAUCGCAACGUACGCCCUCGCUUUGCAGACAUCGUUGGUACCUUGGACAAGAUGAUCCGUAACCCCACAAGCCUCAAAGCUGUAGCCAAUAUUCCUGCAGUGCCUUCCCAGCCACUGUUGGACAGAUCCAUACCUGACUUCAAUACAUUCAGUUCAGUAGAAGACUGGCUUGCUGCCAUCAAGAUGAACCAGUACAGAGACAACUUCCUCAACUCAGGCUUUACCUCCCUGCAGCUGGUGGCUCAGAUGACCUCAGAGGACUUACUGAGAAUAGGUGUGACCCUGGCAGGUCACCAGAAGAAGAUCCUGAGUAAUGUCCAGUCCAUGAGGGUGCAAUUGAGCCAAUCGCCUCCAACUGUAGCAUGACUACAGGGGGCGCUGUGCCAGGGAACGGGCAGCAUUCGUAGGACCAACAACAACAGCCCUCGAAUGACCCCCGAUCCAUCGGAACGCGCCAGAGUUGAGACUAUUGUUUUAAUCUAAUCCACUACCAUGGCAACACAGGAAACCAGGGUCUACACCACCACGGUUAACAUCUGUCAAAUUUCAUGUAAUCCAGGCAUUCAGGGUACAAACUUAGUACUGUUCCUCCAUCUACCACAAAAGGAAUUGUUGUCGUUAUGAACUACAUUCGUGUCAUUACGCUAACAAUCAGACAUCAACACAGGGAACUACUCACAAAUUCUGGCUGUGUGGUAUAAUGAGUGAUAUUGUAAUGUUGUAUUUAUCUGGACUAGAAAAUAUUACAAUUGUAAACACAAGUUUGAAACAUUAAGAAACCUGUAACCUGUGAUUUUACCAUACUGUUGUCAGUGUGUGCAAUGAAGAUGCCUUGAUCUGGCGAGAAAUAAGCCCCCGAGGAGGAAGCACCUACCAGUAGAAAUAAUUGGAGGACGUAUACAGGGAUGUACAGCGGAGCACCAUUUUCAACUUUCACACAAUCUUUGCUUGUUUGAAGAUUUUUAACAAUGUCUUGUAAAUGAACUAAUGAAAAUUCAGAGCUUAGUUAUAUUUUGUCUUCUACCAUCUGUUUAUUUGUUUUGUCACUAUAGCAAGACGCCGUCCACUUGUAUUUUAACUUUAACACUACCUGUGGAGGUUUAGUUGGAAGGCCUUGCCAAAGGACUUCUUAGUAGGCUCCACCCAGAUUCAGAGAAUAUGAAUAUGUUUAUCUCUUACUAAAUAUGAUUAUAUCUUUCACAAUGAACCUUCAUAUUGAAGGUGUUAUAUAUGAAUAUGUAUGUACAGAACUCUGCUUGCAUUUUUGGCAAAGAUAUGUUAAUUAGAUUGUGAUAGACACAUACAGUGUGUAGUUUCCUAUGAUGCCCUGGUUUCCUUUGGAAGACUGAUCAAUGGACAAUUGGCUGUACAUCUCCAUGUUCCUGGGGCACCAGGGGAAUUUUUGACUGAACCCUAACUGGAGAAAAUGUAAAAUUAAUCAUGGGUGAAGAAAUGUUAUUGUAGAUCUAUGUGAAUAUUGCUGUAGGAGUUAAAAUAAUUGAAAAACACAUCCACUUACUGGACAUCAUGUUAAAUGUGGGUGUACACAUGCUGUUACUUACUGGUGAGCACUUACAUGUACAGAUAUGUUUUAUGUUUCAUUUGCUUUUUGACUCAUUGUUUGUGUUUGGAGCGGUUCGCACCAUCCAGAGAAGAAUGAAGCCUCGUGCCUUGGCUGAUCCCAAACCCAUGACUGGGAACUCAAAAGAUUUACACACUUAUAAAACAGCCUACAGCCAGCACUUCAUAUACACAUAUCAACACACACAGAUUAAACACAAAGAAGAGUUGCUGUGGGCAGCCAGUGAGGAGGAAGACCGCAGGAAGUUGGACCUUUCCAAUAUAUAAAACACAGUCUCUCUCUGUGGUACACAGUUAAUGGGAGAGCUGAUUGUGAGUGUGCACAUCAUUGUUUGGAUGUGUGUUUUGUGAGACGUCUAUGUGUGCAGACUUUAAUGUGUGCACAGGUACAUUGUUUAGGAGUGUGAAUGGUUUCCUUCUUUUUCAUUAAUUUCUGUAUAGCUGCCACCUGUAAAUUGUGAAAAGUAUGUGUCAAAAGUUUGUAAGAUGUAACUUUCUGAGAAUUAUUGUACUAAAAUGCACUCAAUAAACGCCUUGGAAAACAAGUCAA
Messenger RNA from Melanotaenia boesemani (Boeseman's rainbowfish), 4979 nucleotides. Its product is annotated as ephrin type-B receptor 1-B. The coding region runs from base 191 to 3214 and encodes 1007 amino acids. The transcript has 17 exons. Gene Ontology annotation, biological process: axon guidance; protein phosphorylation; cell surface receptor protein tyrosine kinase signaling pathway. Gene Ontology annotation, cellular component: neuron projection; plasma membrane. Lineage: Eukaryota; Metazoa; Chordata; Actinopteri; Atheriniformes; Melanotaeniidae. The record is from RefSeq and is a predicted model, not a curated record. Gene Ontology annotation, molecular function: protein binding; ATP binding; transmembrane-ephrin receptor activity.